This is a messenger RNA of Mercurialis annua (annual mercury), 2018 nucleotides long. RefSeq names its product protein IQ-DOMAIN 12. The record is from RefSeq and is a predicted model, not a curated record. The transcript is spliced from 6 exons. The coding region runs from base 273 to 1538 and encodes 421 amino acids. NCBI's taxonomy places the organism in Eukaryota, Viridiplantae, Streptophyta, Magnoliopsida, Malpighiales, Euphorbiaceae. Gene Ontology annotation, molecular function: protein binding.
ACUGGCAGUUUUAAAAAGAGACAGUUGGAGAAGAAGAGUCCUACUUAGCUACUUCCAUUGUUUGACACAUCACUCCCUCCAACACAAUUUUCUCCAAAUUCAUUUUCUUCUUCUCUCUAUAUAUCAAUCACUCAUAAUACCACCCACUUCAUUUUUUCAAUCCAUUCUCCACUCCUUUGAACUCAUCUUCAACCUCAAGAACCUUGAAGAAAACUAGAGAUCAUGAGGUUUAAUUAAUUGGGUUCAUUUGAUUUGACACAAAAAAAUAUUCAAUGGCAAAGAAGACGACGAGUUGUUGGGUUGGCUGGCUCAGAAGGCUGUUUGUUUCUCAGGAAAAACCAGAAAAAUCAAAGAAAUCAAAGAGAUGGAGAUGGAUUGGCUAUGUUAAAACAAAGCUUAAACAAAAGCCUGCAAUUUCAUUACCAGAGAGCAGAGCAACAAUUGAUGAAGCAGCAGAACAGCAGAGGAAAUAUGCCAUGACUGUUGCUAUUGCAACGGCAGCUGCAGCAGAGGCUGCUGUCGCGGCGGCUAAGGUGGCGGCCGAGUUUGUUCGAAUUACUACUGCCUCUUCUCAAUCUUGUCGUCUUCAUUGUAUAAACGCAGAUCAACAAUUGGCUGCCAUUAAGAUACAGAGCGCUUUUCGAGCUUAUCUUGCGAGGAAAGCUUUGCGAGCAUUGAAAGGAUUGGUUAAACUCCAAGCCAUGGUGCGUGGACGAGCAGUGAGACGCGAGUUAGUCAUGAAAUUGAAGCGUUUGCCAUCACAGGGCCGAGAAAUAUGUGUUCCUAAUAUAGAUAAAAGUCGUAUGGAUCAUGAGUAUAUUCAUUUAAAGUCCAAGGAUCCGGGAGAAAUGGAUAGUAAGGCGAAGAACCAAAGUAAAGAUUCACAAUUAGUUCAAAUGCUAGAAUGCAAAAGCCGAAGAUGUUGGGAUUACAGCAUGCUUUCAAAGGAAGAACUGUGGAUGAAAAGGCAAGAAGCCACUGUCAAACGAGACAGAAUGAUGAAAUAUUCAUUUUCUCACCGGGAGAGGAGAAACACUCAAAUGCUGGAAGAAUCGCUGCCGAAUAAGGAAAGUGCUAGGCAGAGCCAUUGGUGGGAGCAAUUCGCGGAGAAAGAUGCAUACAUUAAAGAAGGAAUGGAGACUCUGAAGCCAAUUUCCGUUUCUAAUCUGUCAACUGCUGACAUAUUUGGCACUGUACAACUUAGAUCAAGAAAUUCAGUAAAACAAGAUUCGAUAGAGGCAUUAAAUUCACCAGUAUCAUUUCCGAGAAGAUCAUUUUGUCGUAUGCAACGGAGUGGCAUCGGAAAUGACAGUUCCAUCCCUAAUUCUCCAGUUUUUCCAACUUACAUGGCUGCAACAGAAUCUGCAAAGGCGAAGGCAAGGUCGAUGAGCACACCAAGACAACGACUCGGAAUUCAGGAAGCUUUACUUGAUCACAGCCUAUCAUACAAGAACGGAGUUUCUCUCUGGUCUUCUUAUGAUGGUGAGUUGUAUAGCAUUUGUGGAAAGAAUCCUGUAAAAGUAAAUCAUCAUCGCUGAGAUGCCAAUCAUUUCGAACGUAUAAUUUUUUGCAAAAAAUCUGCCGAAGAUGGAUAUAUCGAUCCCUCAGCUUCUAACAAGACACUGACGUAUCUUCAAGAUCUGUUCAUUUGGGGUCUCCAUAUACAAACAACAAUAUGCUGAUUAUUUUAAGUGAAGAUUUGAUGCACUGAUUGAAGAAGAAAGCUCAAAAGGUUCCUUUUUAGAGCUUAUUUCAAUUUUUGAUGUCUAUAUCAAUUUAUUUUUGUUCCUUUUUGGUUUACUUUUACUAGGGAGAUGGUUUGUUCUAUGUUUUUGGAAGGUUGGGAGUGGAGUUUUGUCUUUCUAAACAUGUUAAAACUGAUAAAAUUACUUGCAAUCAGAAGUAUAAAUAGUUUUGGUGUCUUUUGAAGGGAGUACAAGACUUAGCUUGAAACACUUCUUUACAUCUUGUACAUCAGAAAUUUUGGAAUGAGAUUGAAAUGUUGUGGAUUGAUUGAA